AGAAAAACCUACAGAUCGCAACCCCAAUAAAGCCUCCACUCUUCUCACCGUCUCUCUUCGCCGGAAAAUGACGUCAACCGACGGAAACCUCGUCAAAGAACCCAAAGCUUCCUUAAACGACACCGUAGUUGUUAAUAGCGUCAGCGCAGAUGAAGAAGACGAUAUUCCGAUGUUGAGCUCUCACACUCUGGAAGCGCUCAAGGAGUUCCUUGCAGAACAGAACCAGGCUGCCGCCGCCGCCGAAGAAGCUGUAGACGCAGACGGGGAGGAGGUGUCUCUGGUAACGGAGAAUUGGAAUCUCAGUCAGUUCUGGUACAACCGCCAAACUGCCGAAACCAUCGCCGCCGAGGUCGCCGCUCUCUCUGAAACGCUCAUUUCCCCUCGCGUCGUCUGCAUUGCUUGCCCUACUCUUUACGCCUAUCUCAAGAAAAUUGUUCCGGGAAUACCAGCGCAGCUUCUUGAGUUCGACAAAAGGUUCGAGCAAUACGGGGAUGACUUCACUUUCUAUGACUAUAACCAACCGGAGGAUCUUCCGUCAUCGUUGAAGCACUCGUUUCCAAUUGUAGUAGCAGAUCCUCCUUACCUGAGCAAGGAGUGCUUGGAGAAAAUUGCAGAAACUGUUAAGUUUCUAUCUAAACCAGGAGAAAGUUUCCUACUAUUACUUACAGGUGAGGUGCAAACAAUGUUGGCUGCCGAGCUCUUAGGCUUGCGUCCAUGUGGUUUUCAACCUGAGCACUCUGGCAAACUUGGUAACGAGUUUAGGCUCUUCACCAGCUAUGAUCCCGGAGCAAGGCUCGGUGGAUGGCAACACGAUAUAUAGGACCGUUGUGGCUCCCCUCGCUUGUGAUGUCGUAGUUGAUACUGUUGUUGUAAGACUAUAGCUUUAAUUUAUAAUUGGGAGAGAAUUUUUCUUGA
Salvia hispanica is the source of this 915-nucleotide messenger RNA. RefSeq names its product nucleic acid binding / methyltransferase. Lineage: Eukaryota; Viridiplantae; Streptophyta; Magnoliopsida; Lamiales; Lamiaceae. Gene Ontology annotation, biological process: methylation. The record is from RefSeq and is a predicted model, not a curated record. Gene Ontology annotation, molecular function: protein-lysine N-methyltransferase activity; nucleic acid binding.